AUGUCCGACAGCAAGCCCAUCACCAUGACUGCUUCACAGGCCCAGGAACGACUCCCUGACGAUGUCCGCAACGACAUCUACGCUGCCCUGCUCUCAGGCGCCGGCAUCCGCAACAUCGAGGAAACACUCAACCAUGAGAUGCAAGCGACCGGUUUCAAGGCCACCCUCAGAGCCUACAUCAACCACUUGCUGCGUGUUGAAGGCGUCUCCACCUUUCCAGAGAUCUUGCAAAGAGUCGAAGCUAAGGUCCUGCACGACACGCAGGCCGCAAAGAACAAGGACGCCGCCAACGGUGUGAACGGGGUCAACGGCCACAGCAGCGAGAGCGACGAUUACAACCUCGCCCUGCCGACCAGCGUGACCAAGGAGGGCGCCAAGACCGUUGUCAAAGAGCUCAACAAAGUCUGCGAGAUCACUGCUGACACGAAGUGA
Didymosphaeria variabile is the source of this 432-nucleotide messenger RNA. RefSeq lists its product as uncharacterized. The record is from RefSeq and is a predicted model, not a curated record. Lineage: Eukaryota; Fungi; Ascomycota; Dothideomycetes; Pleosporales; Didymosphaeriaceae. The coding region runs from base 1 to 432 and encodes 143 amino acids. The transcript has a single exon.